Messenger RNA from Chenopodium quinoa (quinoa), 1337 nucleotides. RefSeq lists its product as uncharacterized. Lineage: Eukaryota; Viridiplantae; Streptophyta; Magnoliopsida; Caryophyllales; Amaranthaceae. The record is from RefSeq and is a predicted model, not a curated record. The transcript is spliced from 2 exons. Bases 687 to 1223 code for a protein of 178 amino acids.
AUGAUUUUAUUAAAAUAAUGCAUAGAACACAUUAUAGGUUUUCUUUUGUUUGCAUCACCUAUUUUGUUUUUAUUAUUAAUAUUAUAAUUUAUUUUAAAUUUAGAAUGUAGUUGAGGGUUCUGGUCCACGGCAUGCUAGAUCACACAGUAUUAACGCGUCAAUUAGGAGAAAUAGGGGGAUUAGUAUAUGGGAAGGUAAUUCAGUACCGAAGCGCGACAGGGUAGUGGAUGAUUAUGGGACUCCGGGUUUGGGUUCGAGGUACGAGGAUGAUGGACCUGAAGAUGAUGAAGAUGAGGGUGAGGCUGAUGCUGAGGAGCAGCCGCCUGUUGUGACAAGAGGUCCUGAUGGGAGAUUUACGAGUUCCCGACCACCUCGAUCGGCAGCGUCUUGGCUUGUUUAGGGGCCGAUGGACGGUGGGCCCGAGGAUGGGUGCGUUAUUCCUAAUUUCGGGGCCCAUGUUGCGGGGAAGAUCGACGAUUUUUGUGGUGUCAUACUAGAGCUGGUGUGUGUAGAGACUUGACUGACUGGCUAGAGAGAUUUACGGCUGCCACUACUACACGGAUACGGCAGACUGGGUUGUCGCACCUACCUAGCAUUAUGCACGACCACCUUGAUUUCCACUGAUUUAUGCUUUUGUUGAGAGAUGGUAGCCAGACACGAACACAUUCCACCUACUUUUUGGUGAGAUGACCAUCAUGUUGCACAACGUACACCACAUACUUGGUAUUCGGGUUGAUGGGGAUAUGGUUGCCGGUGAUCUCCCUAGUGACCAGUAUAGGACAUUAGUAGCUGGGUUGUUACAUUUGACUCCAGAGGAGUUACAGGUCAAGACUCAGAACGCCAUCUACAAGAACGGUGGCGUCCAUACUGACCAGAGGGUCAGUUCUUCAGCUCAGAUGACCACUCUCAUGUGGGAUAGAUUUGUCCCCGGUGAUGCGUUCGGUCUUCUGCUUGGUGGAUGUACUAGAGUUCCACGUGGCGGACAUACUUGUGCCCCUGACUACCUACCAUGGUUUGGGAGAGUUAGCCAUCCUAUCGUCACUCCUAAUGUUGAGGAUGAUGUCGGUCUUCCUGAGAGGACCAACGUUGAUUACUGGGUAGGGUGGUUCAUGGUUACAGCGCAGCGAUCACUUAGUGAGUACCUUACGCUAUCAAUGGACACCAGAGCAAUGUUGGAGCAGGUGAUUGCUGAUUGGAAUGCAAUAAAUGGACUUAAAGAUUAGUUGUAAUUUGUAUUUUAGCUUUGACUUUGUUGUUUUAUUAGACUAUGUUUUGGAUGUUGUUAGUGGACAUUUAUAUUUUAUCACUUUUGUUGGGAAUUUUCAAGUUGACAUUUA